AUGGAGACUUUAUUGGUCUAUUUGCUUGUCAUUUUCAUGGCAGUGAAAGCCCAGAAGGUUCAAAUCUGUCCAAAACGAUGCCUUUGCCAGGUUUUAAACCCCAAUCUUGCAACCUUGUGUGACAAGAAGGGGCUUCUUUUUGUUCCUCCAAAUAUUGACAAACAUACUGUUGAGCUUCGACUGGGUGACAACUUCAUCACCAGUGUAAAACGGAAAGACUUUGCCAACAUGACUAAACUGGUGGACCUAACACUGUCCAGGAACACGAUAAGCACCAUCUCACCACACGCCUUCAAUGACCUGGAGAACUUGCGUGCCCUUCACUUAGACAGCAACCGUCUUAUACGCAUCACCAACGACACCUUCAGUGGCAUGUCCAAGCUGCACCACCUUAUACUCAACAACAACCAGCUCACCUAUAUCCAUUCUGGAGCUUUCAAUGACCUGCUGGCUCUGGAGGAGUUGGACCUGUCCUACAAUAAUCUGGAGAGUGCCCCCUGGGUGGCCAUUCAACGUAUGACCAGCCUACAUACCUUGAGUCUGGACCAUAACAUGAUUGAUUACAUACCUGAAGGCACAUUUUCUGGGCUGCAAAGGCUCAAGAGACUAGAUGUCACCUCUAACAAGCUGCAGAAACUUCCACCGGAUCCAGUCUUCCAGCGAGCAGGGGUCUUAGCUACAUCAGGGGUUCUGGGCCCAUCGUUGUUUGCACUGAGUUUUGGUGGGAACCCAUUGCGCUGUAAUUGUGAGCUGCUUUGGUUGAGGAGACUGAGACGUGAAGACGAUCUGGAGACCUGUGCAGCACCGCAACACCUUGCCGGACGCUAUUUCUGGACAGUGUCUGAGGAGGAGUUCUUAUGUGAACCGCCACUCAUAACACGUCAUUCCCAGGAGACACGAGCACUGGAGGGGCAGCAUGUGACUCUUCGAUGUAAAGCCCGGGGUGACCCAGACCCUGUCAUUCAUUGGAUUGCCCCUGAUGGCAGGUUGGUGUCCAACUCUUCCCGCACAGUGGUGAACAGUGACGGCACUCUGGAUAUCCUUAUCAGCACAGUGAAGGAUUCUGGCUCUUUCACCUGUGUGGCCUCCAAUCCAUCUGGAGAGGCCCAGCAAACUGUCACACUGCUCAUCACAAAACUGCCACAUUUCACCAACGACACUAGCUUAGCCGGAGAGCCAGACCCUGGGUCUUCAGACAUUGCCACAUCAACCCGGACGGGUAGUGAUAGUGGUGUCUCCAUGGGUAAUGCCAAAAGUGGGCAGGAAAAGCGAGUUUUGGUUGCUGAAAUAACAUCUUCCACAGCUCUCAUCAAGUUCAACUUCCAGUGGAAUAUUCCAGGAAUUCGCAUGUUCCAGAUUCAAUACAAUGGCACUUAUGAUGACUCUUUGGUUUACAGAAUGAUACCUCCCACCAGUAAAAAGAUACUGGUUAAUAACCUGGCGGCAGGCACACUCUAUGACCUCUGCGUCCUGGCCAUCUAUGAUGAUGUGGUGACCACUUUGACAGCCACACGAGUAGUGGGCUGUGUUCAUUUCACCACCGAGCCCCAGUACCUCCGCUGCCACUUCAUGAAGUCUCAGUUCUUGGGUGGUACCAUUGUUGUUAUCAUUGGUGGCAUCAUUGUGGCAUCGGUCCUGGCGUUCAUCAUCUUCCUUAUUGUACGCUACCGAGUAUGCAGCCAGGAUGGAGGGGAUAAGGGAGUGGAGCUGGGAGAAAUCCACUCUCAGUCAAGAAGUGAACAGCUACAAGGUUGCGGUCUCAUAAAGUCCAUGUCUAAGCAGCUUCUUGGCCCAGAACGGGACUUCUGUCGAAAAAUCUCACCCGAAAUGGAAUCCACGCCAGCACCAGCGCCUGCACCUGCACCCGUGCCCGCGCCUGCGCCUGUGCCGGUCCCUGCCCCUCGUUCAGCCAAAGCUGCUCUCCCUGAAUGUACAGUCACUACCUCUGCUGCCAAUCACAGCUGGCACCCAGCCUCCCCGAGCCCCCUGCGCCCCGCUCACAUAGCUGGCGUCCUCGCGGCAGACAAACAGAGUGGUGUGGAGUUAGACAACACCAACAAGAACAACUCUGCCAGGCCUCGGCCCAAAGCCAACGUACGAGCUCUCUCCACUGUGGUCACCCCAAUGCCCAGGAGAGCACAGCUACAGUCCAUGCACAACUACAUGACUGUUCCGGUUGGGGGGGUGAGUCGCAGGCACUCUCUGAAUGUAGACUCAUGCCAGCAGCGUAGCUACGGGAGUUACCAGCCUACCCCAAGUAGCUUGCGCUCAAAACGGAGUCUCUCCAUGAGUGGGGAUCUGCCGCAGCUGCACUGUUCAGAAAGGCUGCGCGGGAAAGACACUAUUUCCAGGUCAGAGUGGGUUCUUGAGAGCACUCUCUGA
Molecule: messenger RNA, 2382 nt
Organism: Chanos chanos (milkfish)
Lineage: Eukaryota; Metazoa; Chordata; Actinopteri; Gonorynchiformes; Chanidae
Gene: lrfn5b
Product: leucine rich repeat and fibronectin type III domain containing 5b
Exons: 2
Coding region: 1-2382 (793 amino acids)
Molecular function (GO): protein binding
Source: RefSeq, a predicted model, not a curated record